Drepanopeziza brunnea f. sp. 'multigermtubi' MB_m1 is the source of this 519-nucleotide messenger RNA. RefSeq lists its product as uncharacterized. Gene Ontology annotation, molecular function: protein binding. The record is from RefSeq and is a predicted model, not a curated record. Lineage: Eukaryota; Fungi; Ascomycota; Leotiomycetes; Helotiales; Drepanopezizaceae.
AUGACGAAAGUCUUGGCGGAGAUCAAGAAAACCACCGGUACAAACGUCAAACGACCGGGAAAACCACGAGUCAACAAUGCAGCAGCAGCAGCAGCAGCAGACGGCCUCCCACCCGAAGCCAUCGCCCUCGCAACGCGAUUCUACGACGCCGCUCGAUCAGGGCAGAUGGCCAUCUUCCAGCAAGCACUACCCGCUGGCCUCCCAGCUAACAUGACGAAUGAGAAGGGGGAUAGUCUCAUCAUGCUCGCAGCCUACCACGGCCACGCCGCGCUCGUCCGCCUCCUGCUCCAGCACGGCGCGGACCCGAACAGGGUCAACGACCGGGGCCAGUCGCCGCUGGCGGGCGCUGUUUUCAAAGGCGAGCCGGAGGUUAUCGAGGCCUUGCUGAAGGGAGGGGCAGAUCCCGAUCACGGCUUGCCGAGUGCGAUGGAGGCUGUGACUCUGUUCAAGCAGGAGGAGGUGUGGAAGGAGAGGUUUGAGGGGGCGCCGGGGAGGGGGAGCGCUGAUAGGGAGGGAUGA